Herpailurus yagouaroundi (jaguarundi) is the source of this 5231-nucleotide messenger RNA. RefSeq names its product contactin 1 (gene CNTN1). Gene Ontology annotation, biological process: cell-cell adhesion; axon guidance; brain development. Gene Ontology annotation, molecular function: cell-cell adhesion mediator activity. Gene Ontology annotation, cellular component: plasma membrane; axon. The transcript has 22 exons. Bases 16 to 3012 code for a protein of 998 amino acids. NCBI's taxonomy places the organism in Eukaryota, Metazoa, Chordata, Mammalia, Carnivora, Felidae. The record is from RefSeq and is a predicted model, not a curated record.
CAAGUGGGAAGAAAAAUGGCAUAUGAUUUUUAUCAUGGAUACGCACAAGUUUCUGAGGAAGACAAAGGAUUUGGACCAAUUUUCGAAGAGCAGCCAAUCAAUACCAUUUAUCCAGAGGAAUCACCAGAAGGAAAAGUUUCACUAAACUGUAGGGCACGAGCCAGCCCUUUCCCAGUUUACAAAUGGAGAAUGAAUAAUGGGGAUAUUGACCUGACAAGUGAUCGGUACAGUAUGGUAGGAGGAAACCUGGUUAUCAACAACCCUGACAAACAGAAAGAUGCUGGAAUAUAUUACUGUUUGGCAUCAAAUAACUAUGGGAUGGUCAGAAGCACUGAAGCAACCCUGAGCUUUGGAUAUCUUGACCCUUUCCCACCUGAGGAGCGUCCUGAGGUCAGAGUGAAAGAAGGGAAGGGAAUGGUGCUUCUCUGUGAUCCUCCCUACCAUUUUCCAGAUGACCUUAGCUACCGCUGGCUUCUAAAUGAAUUUCCUGUAUUUAUCACAAUGGAUAAACGAAGAUUUGUGUCUCAGACGAAUGGAAAUCUCUACAUUGCAAAUGUCGAGGCAUCAGACAAAGGCAAUUAUUCCUGCUUUGUAUCCAGUCCUUCUAUUACAAAGAGUGUGUUCAGCAAAUUUAUCCCACUCAUUCCACAACCUGAACGAACAACAAAACCAUAUCCUGCUGAUAUCGUAGUUCAGUUCAAGGACAUUUAUGCAUUGAUGGGCCAAAAUGUGACAUUAGAGUGUUUUGCGCUUGGCAAUCCCGUUCCUGAUAUCCGAUGGCGGAAGGUCCUAGAACCAAUGCCAAGUACUGCUGAGAUCAGCACCUCUGGGGCUGUCCUCAAGAUCUUCAAUAUUCAGCUAGAAGAUGAAGGCACAUAUGAAUGUGAGGCUGAGAACAAUAGAGGAAAGGAUAAACACCAGGCAAGAAUUUAUGUUCAAGCGUUUCCUGAGUGGGUAGAACAUAUCAACGACACAGAGGUGGAUAUAGGCAGUGACCUCUAUUGGCCUUGUGUGGCCACAGGGAAGCCCAUCCCUACAAUCCGAUGGCUGAAAAAUGGAUAUGCGUAUCAUAAAGGGGAGUUGAGACUGUAUGAUGUGACUUUUGAAAAUGCUGGCAUGUACCAGUGCAUAGCUGAAAACACACAUGGAGCCAUAUAUGCAAAUGCGGAGUUGAAGAUCUUGGCUUUGGCUCCAACUUUUGAAAUGAAUCCUAUGAAGAAAAAGAUCUUAGCUGCUAAGGGAGGAAGGGUCAUAAUUGAAUGCAAACCUAAAGCAGCACCCAAGCCAAAAUUCUCAUGGAGUAAAGGGACAGAGUGGCUCGUCAAUAGCAGCAGAAUACUCAUUUGGGAAGACGGCAGCUUGGAAAUAAAUAACAUUACAAGAAAUGAUGGAGGUAUCUAUACAUGCUUUGCAGAAAAUAAUAGAGGGAGGGCUAAUAACACUGGCACUCUUGUUAUUACAGAUCCCACGCGAAUUAUAUUGGCCCCAAUUAAUGCUGAUAUUACUGUUGGAGAAAAUGCUACCAUGCAGUGUGCUGCGUCCUUUGAUCCCGCCCUGGAUCUCACAUUUAUUUGGUCCUUCAAUGGCUAUGUGAUCGAUUUUAACAAAGAGAACAUUCAUUACCAGCGGAAUUUUAUGCUGGAUUCCAAUGGAGAACUGCUCAUCCGAAAUGCCCAGCUGAAGCAUGCUGGGAGAUACACGUGCACUGCUCAGACAAUCGUGGACAAUUCUUCAGCUUCAGCUGAUCUUGUUGUGCGAGGCCCUCCAGGCCCUCCAGGUGGUCUGCGAAUAGAAGACAUUAGAGCCACUUCUGUGGCACUUACUUGGAGCCGUGGUUCAGACAAUCAUAGUCCUAUAUCUAAAUACACUAUUCAGACCAAGACUAUUCUUUCAGAUGACUGGAAAGAUGCAAAGACAGAUCCCCCAAUCAUUGAAGGGAAUAUGGAGGCAGCAAGAGCAGUGGAUUUAAUACCAUGGAUGGAGUAUGAAUUUCGUGUGGUAGCAACCAAUACGUUGGGUAUAGGAGAGCCCAGUAUACCAUCAAACAGAAUUAAAACAGAUGGUGCUGCUCCUAAUGUGGCGCCUUCAGAUGUAGGAGGUGGAGGUGGAAGCAACAGAGAGCUGACCAUAACAUGGGUGCCUUUGUCAAGAGAAUACCACUACGGCAACAAUUUUGGUUACAUAGUGGCAUUUAAGCCUUUUGAUGGGGAAGAAUGGAAAAAAGUUACAGUAACUAAUCCAGAUACUGGCCGCUAUGUCCAUAAAGAUGAGACCAUGCGCCCUUCCACUGCAUUUCAAGUCAAAGUUAAGGCCUUCAACAACAAAGGAGAUGGACCUUACAGCCUCACAGCAGUCAUUAAUUCAGCACAAGACGCUCCCAGUGAAGCCCCAACAGAAGUAGGUGUAAAAGUCUUAUCAUCUUCUGAGAUAUCUGUUCAUUGGGAUCAUGUUGUAGAAAAAAUUGUGGAAAGCUAUCAGAUUCGGUAUUGGGCUGCCCAUGACAAAGAAGCAGCUGCACACAGAGUUCAAGUCACCAGCCAAGAGUACUCGGCCAGGCUGGAGAACCUUCUGCCCGACACCCAGUACUUUGUGGAAGUCAGGGCCUGCAAUAGCGCAGGGUGUGGGCCUCCCAGUGACAUGAUUGAGACCUUCACCAAGAAAGCACCUCCGAGCCAGCCCCCAAGGAUCAUCAGUUCCAUAAGAUCUGGUUCACGCUAUAUAAUCACCUGGGAUCAUGUGGUAGCACUAUCAAAUGAAUCUACAGUGACAGGAUAUAAGGUUCUCUAUAGACCCGAUGGCCAGCAUGAUGGCAAGCUGUAUUCAACUCAUAAACACUCCAUAGAAGUUCCAAUCCCCAGGGAUGGAGAGUAUGUUGUAGAGGUUCGUGCACACAGUGAUGGAGGAGAUGGAGUAGUGUCUCAAGUCAAAAUUUCAGGUGUAUCCACCCUAUCACCAAGCCUUCUAGGCUUACUGCUGCCUGCCCUUGGCAUCCUUGUCUACCUGGAUUUCUGAGUGUGAUGUGACAGCUGCUGCUCCCAGCCCAGCUUAGAGCACACAGAGGACACCUUCAUCCCUAUGAUGAAUAUAAUUCCUUCCAUUUUCUGUGGCUCCACCCUAAGCCAAAUAAAUGAUACUUUAACAAACUCUCCAACUGAUUUACAACACACAUUAUGACUGAGGCAUUCAGGAACCCCUUCGUCCAAAAGAAUAAACUUUUAAAUGGGUAUAAAAUGAUUUUUAACUCGUUCCAAUAUGCCUUAUAAACCACUUAACCUGAUUCUGUGACAGUUGCAUGAUUUAAUCCAAUGGGACAAGUUACAGUGUUCAAUUCAAUACUAUAGGCUGUAGAGUGAAAAGUAAAAUCACCAUACACAGGUGCUUUAAAUUUAAUAACAAGUUGUGAAAUAUAAUAGAGGUUGAAAUGUUGAUUGUAUGUGGUAAAUGUAAGAGUAAAACAGUCUCUUGUACUAUUCUCUGUUUCGGGUCCUGCAUAUUUUCGAAUGGCCCCUAUCAUUCAUGACAUUUUGAGUUUUCUUGAAAAAAAAAAUAGAGUAUAACUGAACCAUUUUGACAUAAAUUCCAUGAGCAACUCAUUUUACUGAAUGAGUUGAAAGAUUCUGAAUAUUGAAAACCAAAUUCUAGAAAUUGUUAUCAGUAUUCUUAUUUUGGAAGUAAGUAAUUUUCUAAAUGCUUGAUUUUCAGAAUCAGUAAUAAUUUUACGUUAGAUUUUUAGUGGUAAAGUUAACAUACCAUAGGAAGGUUUUUCUUUACUUUUAUAUGAUAUUCUGAAGAUAUUUUAUGCUUUUCUCAUCAUCAGUUUCAAACCUCAAAAAUCACAGCUCUUCUCUAGAGUAUCAUCAUAUUGCUGUAUUUAUACAUACAUAGAAUAAUGAAUUUUGAAAAGUAGAAUGCUUUCAUUUUUUAGUUGAGAGGUGACAGUCGUUACACAGCUAGAAAUAAACAACGUUAAGUGAGUAUAAGUGUGAUCUAAUACUAUUCUAAGGAUCUUUGGUUUUGUGCUCCAUUUCUAAGUAAAAGCUUUCUUUAUUGAAGGUAUCAAGAAAUCACCUAUAGGUUGGAAAAUCUACAAUAUACCUUAUUUUUUUUAAUUUGCUAGUAAACUCAUUUCCCACUUCAAUGCAAUACUGAAAACUGGCUAAAAAUACCAAAUCAGUAUGUUGCUAAUGGUACUUUGAAAGUAUGCAAACUGGAAGGCCAGGAGGAGACAAAUAAUGUGUCCAAUGGUGUCUCCCAAGUGUUGGUGCUUUAGGUUUUCAUAAGUUGUAAAAAGGAAGAUGCACAUUUCUUCAUUCUCCAUGGUAUGCAAGGAAAUGUGUUUGAGUGUGGAUGUGAGAGAAAUGGAAUAAUAAAGGAUUAGCUGGCUCAUGAAAUAGUGCAAUGUCUGAUGAUUCAGGAGGUAUAAUCCUAUUUUAUUAGCACAACCUUGCUAGCUAAUUAGAGAUAGAGUUUAUCUUUUUAGAAAGGAUACCUUAUAGGUUCAUAAAAAAAUAUUUACAGGCAGCAAAAUAGAACUAUUACUACUUUACCCCCUUUUCUUUAAUUUGUAUAAUUUUUGUACUAUAUAUCUAUGUGUAAAUGUUUAGAGCUUUCAUUAUGAAAAUAUCAAUAAAUAUGUCAUUAGUUUACAUUCAACUCUUUGUUAUAAAAUUAAACUUUUUAAUAAUAAGUGAAAUGGAUGAUUUCCCAGUGGAAGUAUGUCAACAGUCUUAAAAGCAUUACCAGAUUUCAUAAAAUACAUAAUUAUUUGAAAAAGAAACAAAAUCUCUUCAUACUUUAGGGAAACGAAUACUGUGUAAGCCUUCUGUACAAAUGUUUGUGUUUUCAUUGUUACACUUUGGGGUUUUCCUUUUGCAAUGUGACCCAUGUUGGGCAUUUUUAUAUAAUCGACAACAACUAAAUCUUUUGCCAAAUGCAUGCUCGCCUUUUAUUUCUAAUGUAUUGCAAUAAAGAGCAAAACUGGUUAGAUUUUGCAUGAAAUGGUUCUGAAAGGUAAGAAGAAAACAGACUUUGGAGGUUGUUUCAUUUUAAAUUUGUGACAGAGAUAAGGUAGAUUAAAAUCUCUCAUACACUGAUAACUCAAGCUUUUCAUUUCCUCAUACAGUUGUACAAAUUUGACUGGGACCAUCAGUUUUAAACUGUUGUCAAACUAACUAAUGUAUCAUCUGCUUAAGACGCAAGAUUCUUAAUUAAACUUUAUAUAGAUAUAGACA